This is a messenger RNA of Triplophysa dalaica, 2001 nucleotides long. RefSeq names its product SUV39H1 histone lysine methyltransferase a (gene suv39h1a). Gene Ontology annotation, molecular function: histone H3K9 methyltransferase activity; zinc ion binding; protein binding. Bases 28 to 1263 code for a protein of 411 amino acids. Gene Ontology annotation, cellular component: nucleus. The transcript has 6 exons. The record is from RefSeq and is a predicted model, not a curated record. NCBI's taxonomy places the organism in Eukaryota, Metazoa, Chordata, Actinopteri, Cypriniformes, Nemacheilidae.
UCUUCCGGAGGCAGCGGCGAGGAGAACAUGGCGCCUUAUUUAAAAGAUUGCAGGGUCUCCUGUAAACUUUCAUGGGAAGACCUUCAAUAUCUGUGCCGCAGAAAGAGGCUACUAUGCAAUGAACUGGGCGUGACAAGAGAAAACUUCAAUGACUAUGAGGUGGAGUAUUUGUGUAACUACAAAAAAUAUAAGUCUCAAGAGUUCUUUCUGGUGAAGUGGAUAGGCUACUCGGAAUCAGAGAACUCAUGGGAACGUCGAAGAAACCUUAGAUGCCCCCAAAUCUUGCGCCGGUUCAGACAGGACAUGAGGGCAGCGCUGCUUCAGGCCAACGAGCCCCUUGACUCCAUGUCCUUGAGUCCCUCAAUUGCCUCUUUUCUUGCUAAGAAGGCCAAGCAACGCAUAAAGCUUAAAAAAUGGGAGGAAAUCAUGAACCAGACCUGCAAGCACAAGGGCCGCAUAUUCAUGUGUAAUGAGGUCGACCUGGAUGGACCUCCUAAGAACUUCACCUACAUUAAUAAGAAUAAGUUUGGCCAAGGAGUGGAGGUAAACAAGGCGACAGUGGGCUGUGAAUGUGACGAUUGUAUCUCUCAGCAUGUGAAGGGCUGCUGUCCCGGAUUGUUAAGUCAUCGCAGGGCAUAUAAUGAAAGCAAACAGGUGAAAGUGAGGCCUGGUGUGCCGAUCUACGAGUGUAACUCCAAUUGCAGAUGUGGGCCAGAAUGUGGCAACAGGGUUGUGCAGAGAGGGAUUCAAUAUGAUAUGUGCAUCUUCAAAACAGCCAAUGGGAGAGGCUGGGGUGUGCGGACGCUGCAGAGGAUAUUGAAAAACGCCUUUGUUAUGGAGUAUCUUGGAGAGGUCAUCACUACAGAGGAGGCAGAGAGAAGGGGAAUGGUUUAUGAUAAACAGGGUGUCACUUACCUGUUUGAUCUAGACUAUGUGGAUGAUGUCUACACCAUCGAUGCGGCUCAUUAUGGAAACAUCUCUCAUUUUGUCAACCACAGUUGUGAUCCAAACUUGCAAGUGUAUAAUGUAUUCAUUGAAACCUUGGAUGAGCGACUGCCCAGAAUCGCAUUCUUUGCAAAACGAGGUAUCAAAGCAGGAGAGGAGCUCACCUUUGACUACAAGAUGACAAUUGAUCCAAUAGAUGCAGAGAGUUCAAAAAUGGAUAUUGACUUGAGCCGGGCAGGGUUUGAAGAAUCACCCAUUAAAAGGAUCCGUAUGGAGUGCAAGUGUGGAGUGAAGAAUUGUCGAAAAUAUUUGUUUUAAUUGAGUGCAGUAAAUGGCACUUGCAUAGAAUUUUCAAAUUUUAGUUCCCCAAAUUUAUUUUUGUAUAUUUUUAUUCAUGUUUAUAUAUAUAUAUUACUUUUAUUCAAUAUACCUUAAGUAGUUUAGGUUUGUUCAAAUAAAUUAGUGUUUCUAUUUUAGGACAAACCUUUGCACGUCAAUUUUUUAUCUUGCUUUCAGCAUAUUUUAGAAUGUCUUUUUUUAUUUCUUUUUUAUGUAGAUUUCUUUUUAAAUUGAUUAACGACAUUAAAAGUGUUCAUACUUGGGUUUUGAUUUUUACUGCAAGAAUAUAGUGUAAAUAUGUGUUUUUAUUGGCCAGCAGAUGGUGCUGUUGUGUUCAUAUUGUCAAAUCUAUAUGUAGUCAAUAUCAUUUAAGAUUCAAUAGCACCUUUCAUUCAGUGUGAUGCAAAGUGUUUUCACAGUGGUAUACAGGAAGUAGAGAAGUUGACAGCAAAGAUAGUAAAUAAAUACACGAAGGUGCUUGUCAAGCACUAAAACACAUCUUUGUAGAAAGCACAAGCAGUCAUGUUUAUUUCAAGAGCUGCACUCUCUGGAUUCUGUACAGUAAAUAUGUGGGAAGGCUGUGGUAAAACCUUUCAGAGAGAAUCAAUAAGGCAUUGCUGUAUCUCUGACCUGAAUCCCUAGCUAAGGACAGUCUGCCUGGUCAGCACCUUCUUCCAUUAACCUGCAAUUCAUAGUUCUUACCUGACGUCUUUGUCA